Molecule: messenger RNA, 1926 nt
Organism: Erythranthe guttata (spotted monkey flower)
Lineage: Eukaryota; Viridiplantae; Streptophyta; Magnoliopsida; Lamiales; Phrymaceae
Product: mitochondrial-processing peptidase subunit alpha
Biological process (GO): proteolysis
Cellular component (GO): mitochondrion
Molecular function (GO): metalloendopeptidase activity; metal ion binding
Source: RefSeq, a predicted model, not a curated record
CCUGAAUUCCUGUUUUCUCCACAAAAGUAUACGCAGUCAUUCUUUCUCCUUCCCCUCAUUCCUCUGGUAUCUUCAGCCGGAAACCCUCACACACCAACACACAUUAGCUUCAUCGAAUUCACCGAUCGGCCAUCACAUCUUCACUAUGUAUAGAACGGCGUCGUCUCGGCUCCGCUCUCUCAAGGAUCGAACAGGCUACAGAGGGUUGACUAGAUAUGCGAGUACAAGUGUUGUCACAAACAAAUCACCAGCAGGUUUUUUCGGCUGGUUGACUGGUGAGAAGUCGUCUUCACUUCCACCACUAGACUUCCCGCUCGAGGGUGUUGAACUUCCAGCUUCGUUGCCAGACUAUGUUGAGCCCGGAAAGACGAAGAUAACCACUCUUCCGAAUGGUGUCAGAAUUGCAUCCGAGACAGCAGCGGAGCCUGCAGCUUCAAUAGGGCUACAUGUUGAGUGUGGCUCAAUCUACGAGUCACCAUCUUCGUAUGGGGUCACACAUCUUUUGGAGCGUAUGGCCUUCAAAAGUACAACUAACCGAAGCCACUUGCGUAUUGUGAGAGAAGUUGAAGCAAUCGGUGGGAAUGUAAACGCGUCAGCGUCUCGCGAGCAUAUGACUUACACCUACGACGCACUAAAGACCUAUGUUCCUCAAAUGGUGGAGCUUCUUAUUGACUGUGUUAGAAACCCGGCCUUUUUGGAUUGGGAGAUUAAGGAACAGCUCCAGAAGGUGAGCGCCGAGGUUACUGAAAGCUUGAAAAACCCUGAGCAUCUGCUUUUAGAGGCCGUUCAUUCAACUGGCUAUUCUGGUCCAUACGCAAAUGGUCUUCUGGCUUCAGAAUCUGCACUUAGCGGAUUGAACAGCUCUGUUUUGGAGCAGUUUGUUGCUGAAAACUACACGGCUCCUCGGAUGGUCCUUGCAGCAACAGGUGUUGACCAUGAUAAACUGUUGGAAUAUGCGGAACCACUUCUAUCUGAUCUUCCGAAAGUUUCUCGACCUUUGGAGCCGAAGGCAGUUUAUACAGGAGGGGAUUUCCGCCGUCAAGGUGAUUCAGGGACAACUCACUUCGCUCUUGCCUUUGAACUUCCUGGUGGCUGGAAUAAGGAAAAGGAUGCUGUUGCAUUGACUGUUCUUCAGAUUCUCAUGGGAGGAGGUGGAUCUUUCUCAGCUGGAGGUCCUGGAAAGGGGAUGUACUCGAGAUUAUAUCUUCGUGUCCUGAACGAGAAUCCCCAGAUUCAGUCUUUUUCUGCUUUCAACAGCAUCUACAAUCAUUCUGGAUUAUUUGGAAUUCAAGCUACCACUGGAUCCGAUUUUGCAAUUAAGGCUAUUGAUAUUGCUGUUAAAGAAUUAAUCGCAGUUGCAUCUCCUGGACAAGUUGACCAGGUACAGCUCGAUCGUGCAAAAAAGUCAACAAGGUCUGCCAUUUUGAUGAAUUUGGAAUCCAGAAUGGUUGUAGCAGACGACACUGGUAAACAGAUUUUGACGUACGGAGAGAGGAAACCCGUGGAGCAUUUCUUGAAGGCCGUUGAUGAAAUUACGGCACAAGAUAUCGCUAAGACUGCGCAAAAGAUUAUAUCUUCUCCCCUCACAAUGGCAUCUUAUGGCGAUGUUCUUCAUCUGCCAAGCUAUGAUGCGAUUAGCAGAAGGUUCCAUUCAAAAUGAAGAUCUGAUCAUGAAAAACUUUCCCUGAUGUCCUCUAUUUUUUGAAAUUUGUUGAGCUACUACAUCUUUACGACACUUCGUUGAAAAUAAGGAUAUGUUUUAGAUGAAUAAUUGGCACGAAGCGCAUAAAUGCCUUGCUUCAUUUUAUGGUUUGUAAUUUAACAUUUUUGUGGUUUUCAGAGUUUUCAUGAUCUCUGUAAUCUGUCACAAUUGUAUUUUCAACAUUCUGGAUGAAAUUUGCAUUGGGGGCAACUAUUUUGAAUACU